UCAGAGGCUGGCCAACGAGCCAGAAGAGGCAGCCCCCUUCUUCUUCUGCUGCUGCUGCUGGUGGUGGUGGUGGUGUAACACUUCUGGAGGCGAUGCGGUAAAGCCUUGAAGGAGGAGAGAAGCAGAGAGACACCUCCUGAUGGGGAGCCGCUGAUUGACAGAGAGGAAAGCAGAAAGAGAGAGUGCGGAAACAGCGCAUGGUGAGGAAGCCAAAGAGGAGGAGAAAGAGGAGGAGGUGAGACGAGUGACUAGCAACAGAGAAGAAUAAGUGGUGGUACAGUCCGACUGUAGACCCUCUGCCUCCAGGCGCUCGGUAGAGAUGGAUCCGCAUUCAGCUCUCAACAACAUGACUUGGCUUGUGCUUUCCCUCCUGCUCCUGCUCGGAUGCCAAGAUAGUCUUUGCCAGCAGUCGUCGGAAGCUCAGAAAGAGGAGGACGCCAACGAGGACAGCACGGUUUUCACCAGGAUCCUGGACAGCCUCCUGGACGGCUACGACAACAGGCUCCGCCCGGGACUCGGAGAGAAUGUGACGGAAAUCAAGACGAACAUCUUUGUCACCAGCUUCGGUCCAGUGUCCGACACAGAGAUGGAAUACACCAUAGACGUGUUCUUUCGUCAAAGCUGGAAGGACGAGCGUCUCUGCUUCAAAGGCCCCAUGGAGAUGCUCCCAUUAAACAACCUGCUGGCCAGCAACAUCUGGACUCCUGAUACAUUCUUCCUCAACGGCAAGAAGUCCAUCGCUCACAACAUGACCACACCCAACAAGCUGCUGAGACUGAAGGACGAUGGAACCCUGCUCUACACAAUGAGGUUGACGAUCUCAGCAGAAUGCCCCAUGCAACUGGAGGACUUUCCCAUGGACGCCCACGCCUGCCCGCUCAAGUUUGGCAGCUAUGCCUAUCCAGUAUCAGAGGUGGUCUACACAUGGACUCAAGGAGCUGCUAAGUCUGUUGUGGUGGCAGAAGACGGUUCCAGGCUCAACCAGUACCAUCUAAUUGGACAAACAGCUGACACAGAGGACAUACGCACCAGCAGAGGACAAUACACUGUGAUGAUGGCGCACUUCUACCUGAAGAGGAAGAUCGGAUAUUUUGUCAUCCAGACAUACAUGCCAUGUUUCAUGACUGUCAUCCUGUCCCAGGUGUCGUUUUGGCUCAACAGAGAGUCGGUUCCCGCACGGACCGUGUUUGGGGUGACUACGGUGUUGACUAUGACCACACUCAGCAUCAGCGCCAGAAACUCGCUUCCCAAAGUAGCCUACGCAACAGCCAUGGACUGGUUCAUUGCUGUCUGCUACGCUUUCGUCUUUUCAGCUCUUAUCGAGUUUGCCACAGUGAACUACUUCACCAAAAGGAGCUGGGCCUGGGAUGGCAAGAAAGCUCUGGAAGCACAGCACCCAAAGAAACGAGACCCAAUGGUGCUCUCAAAAAAGGCCAACAACGUUUGCUCGGCAGGUGUCAACUACACCCCCAACCUCACCAAGGACGUGUCCAUCUCCACCAUCUCCAAUACGACGUCGGUGCAGCUGCGGGGCUCAGAGAGCAAACUAGUGGACCCCAAAAAGACGUACAACAGCGUCAGCAAGAUUGACAAGAUGUCGCGAAUAGUGUUCCCUGUCCUCUUCGGAACCUUCAACCUCGUCUACUGGGCCACGUACCUGAACAGAGAACCGAUGGUGAAAGGAGUUGUCGCUUCCACAUAAUUGCUUUUUUUGUUUGUUUGUUUGUUUGUUUUUGUGCGGGGUUUAUUCUUUCCAAAACUGAAUUUGUGUAAAAGAAGAAAGGGUUUGAUCCCAAUCAACCUCUGCUUUAGAAAAAGAAAGUGGAAAAAGCAAACAUCUGCGCUUGAAGAACAAAGAAACAUCUAUCUAAUUCAGGCAAUCUGAAUGGAUGCAAGGCUGCAAGAGGUUUCCUUUCCUUUUCUUGAGGCCUAAAAAAAACUCUGCUUGGUAAUGAAGAAACUGCUUUAAACUUCCUUCUCGUCUAUCCUGCUGCAGUUUGCAUGACAUCUUGUUUAACUGGAAACUGUGGACUCCUUUGUCUUAAAUACCGACCAUGUAUAUGUCAUCUCUUAAAGUGCAGAGGCUCACUUAGUUUCAAUUGGAAAGUUGAUUUAAAGAGUAAGCAAUGCUGCGAGUAUAUUAAUUUAGCAUUUUUUGCCAUUCAUGUGAUGUUAUGUUCAAUUGUACUGCUUCAAAACCCUUAGGCUCAAGCCUAGAAUCCCAAAAGUGAGAAAAACAAAUUAGGAAACCCGAGAGUUAAAUAUAAGUCCUCAAUAUUUACAUAAAAAAAUUAGUAAAGCUACAUAUAGACCAAGAAUAUUUCCACAUCUUUUGCCUAAAAGGUGAAAAAAUAGCCAUGAAUGACGUGUUAGCACAGUUCUGGGACUGGGUAUAUGUGAUUUAAAUUACAUUUUAAGCCCUGCUAACUCAGCCGUGAAACUAAUAUACACAGCUGAGAAGCCAGUUACCUGAAAAGCAGCGUGUCACAUACAAAUCAGCGGAGUGAUGUGGAGCAUUCCAAGACUGUGAUUCUGUGAAGUGACCUGGAUUCAAGAAGCCUUUUAAGCAUCCUUGAGCAAAACACUGUGGCGCUAAAAGCUCCAGGAGGUUUUACUUUCAGUUUGACUGCAGCUAAAAAUAACAGUCGACUCUUCACCGUUGUACAAGUAGAUCAUCAAGUAGGACAAAUUUGGGAUUGCCUUUUAAUUAAUUGCGCAUUUGUAAACCUUAAUCUGUCCUGACAAACUGGUAAUGCCCAGUGUAAAAUGUUUCAAGAGUUACAGCAGGAGAGAACAGUAAACAGACAAAAAAGCCUUUAAAUAUCUCAAGAGUUUUUAGGUCAAGCUUUAGAAAUAUGACCUCUUACUUUAUUCUUACACAUCUAUCUCCCAAUAUAGAGUUGUCAGUCUCUGGGUUGGUUUUACAAACAACUUGCAUCUAAAAAAACAUUUUUUAAAUAUUUUGCAGUCACCUCUUAAGCAAUGUAAAAAGAAAUGGGUUCAGUUGGCCUAAAACUAAGUGGCUGUGCAUCGUUUCAGAGGGAAAUGAGAAUAAGCUUAAGUGCAUUUCAAGGACAUUGAGUCAUACCAGGUGCUUUGUCUUAUUCUGACUUCAGUUAUUGUUCAUUUUUGCCUCAGCCACUGUUACAACUACUUAAAUAUAUUGAAAGGCAAUUCAUCAAAAUUAGCUCAGCACAAUCUUUAGUGUUCCUUUGUUUUGUUUCAGUGGAGUAAUGAACCCAAUGUGAUUACUCUUCUAACGUAAAACAGGCCUCUUUACUAGCUAACUAGAUAGUAAGCUUCUCAGCUCAGCUGCUAAAUUGUAGAUAAAAUCAGUUUUUAAAGACGUUCUCUGUGCCUGACGAUGUACAAACCAAAUAUUUCUUUUACUUUUUAUCCUUUAACAUAUGCGAGUAAAACAUUGCACCGUAGCUACGUUCCUCCAUUUUUGUUUUUUGUCACAGAUCUCAGUCUGCCAAAAAAAGGCUCCUCAAAAAUGAUUUUCUCUGUAUGCUCUUCCUUUUCUAGCAACAUAAUGAAUGUAUUUAAAAUUGACCAUUUUUAUUCAAUAGGUUAUAUAAAAGAUAGUUAAAAAAAAAAGGCCUUCUUACUAGCUGGCGAUUUAGGAAGCUCACAGCUGCUUACAAUUUGAUAAAGUCUGUUUUAUAAAGGGGUUCUUUGUGCCUGACUUUCUAAAUAUCCACUAUUUUCUAUUUUAAAAGUCAUCCUCUGACAUAAAAGAGUAGAAGCUAACAGCUUGGCGUUUUAUGUUUGUUGUUAUUUUUCCCGUUCAACCUUAUAAAGGAACAUACAUUACAUUUCAUUUUUAGAAAAGCAAACUUUUUUUGCUGCAAAUUUAUGCUUAAAAAUCAUUUAUUGAUGUUUUUAGGCAGAUGUUUUAUUGAAACAUGUACAUAGAAGUUUUAGUUUUUCAAGGUUGCAUUCCUAGUGAUUCACAAGGAAAAAAAAAAAGUCCAAUGCUGGACUUUGAAUUUUUUAGGCGUACGCUCUUGUCUUGUAUCUUUUCCCUCAAGUUUUGUGUGCUUUUGCUUCAUUCUGUUCUGGAUGUUUGUGAAACAAAAACAAACAUUUGAGAUUUUUGUGUAUUUUCUCCUCUAACUGAGUCAAACCAGUGGCUGUGUGAGCAGAGGUGUGGGGUUAAGGCCGAGGACCAGGUUCUGUGUCGGGACACUCAGGAACAAAAGGAGCAACGUUUGCAGCCAACAGGAUGCCUCUCAGUCUGCGCUUCUUGAACCGCAUCAUAUCGAAGACUGUGAGACUUUAUUGGCCAUUUUCUUGGUGGACUUCAGGGCAGAUCAUAUUCUAUGCGAGUCUGUAAAGGCUUUAACUGGAUCUCAAAUAGGUUUUAGAAAAACAGCUCCAAAUGUACAACACUGAUGACCCAUGUGGGUCCCAAUUUUACCUGCAUCACGUCUUUAAGGGCAACUAUCAAACUCAUGAACAAACUCAUCUGAUGACCAUUUCUCAUUCCUUUUCCUAAACAAAUGGGCCCCAUAAAAAUUGCUGCCUGGGGACAUCAUAACCAGUUUCCUUCCUACAAAUUGCCAACUUCUACUAAAUCUACAUUUAAUAAAGACAAUUGUAUGAUAUUGUGACAGAUAAAAGCUUAGUUCCUGACAGAAUGUGUACUUUCUUUUUGACAAUAUCUACUUUGCCAGUCAGCUCCUACAGUGUCAUAUUUGUAUCAUGAACCUAAAGUAAACAACAUCAGACCUGCUUGUUUAAAGUGCUUAAAGUGACGUGACAUGUGGCAGGACUGAUGCAUUCUGGUGAGCCGCCGCUUCUGGAUACUCAAAGUGUUGCUGUCUUGUCAGCGGCGCUGAAGUCUCUAUGCUUGUUAGGGUGAAAGGAAGUGGAAUGAAAUGCGGGUGAAGGUUGACACGUCCGUCUGACUGUCCAGCCCGGGUCGACAUGGCAGCCGAGGGAAGAUUAGCGGCGCGGACAAGCUCCCAGGGAACAACCUCUGUCUCUGUGCAUCUCUUCACACAGUAGUGAGUCUUUAAGAUUGUUUGCUGGGUUGAUUUGUAGAGCUGCAAUAAGCAUCUUGGGUUCAGUUCAUGAAAUCUGAUGAUAACCGUUGUGUUCCCGUGGUUAUUUUCCCCGACUGCCUUCUCAAAAGCAGCAUUUUUUCCCACUGCAGAGGAGCACCCAUCGACCUAUCCAUCCAUUCAACCUUCCUUCUCACCAUUGUUAGCCAACAAACACCCGCCUGCCCCUCACAUCUUCCUCCAGUGUCUGUCACAGACUCAUCUGCCAUACAUCUGCUAGAAAAGGGAUUUAGUUCCGCUUAAGUUGCUUUCAUUUGGUCAGGGGGGCCCCUUACAGCAAAGCACUUUUCUCCGAUUUAAGCCCCGAGCGGCACCCAAUCCUUAUGACAACUGCUUGUUUUUCUCAGUCUGGAGUCUGGACAGAUUUGUGCGCGUUCUGGGGCAAACGCUGGAUUGAUUAUGUGCACUUCAUCCAAUGCUAGCUCAUGGGUAGUGAGGCAGGCUGGAGUUCUGGAGUUCUCAUUUAUGACUGCAACAGUUGUCUACUACAAACAGACAUCUUUCUGCAUGUAAAAAGAGAAAAUGAAUCUGUGAGGCAAUUGUACAAAAUUUUAUUUGACCGAUAUUUUUUGCAAAAUUGCAGCAAAGGUAUGGUAGCUGAUUCUCUGCCACUCUUAUUUUUGUUUGUUUUAUCUUCUGUAUUUGUCAUACAAAAAAGGGGAUCAAUAAAAAUACUGUAUAAUACACAUCCAUGUAUUAAAGCACUGCUGUAGCUCAACUGUGGCUUCAUUAAACCCUGAUUAAAGCUGCUAAUAUGGAAAGCAAAUCGGACAUUAACACUUGUUAGCGGUAUUGAUCCGAUUCUCUGCUGAUGUACGCAGCUUGUUACAUACUGUGGAUCUUCCAUCAGCGUCUCCAGAGUGGAUUGAUUUAGUUUGUUUUCUCCUGCCAUUUGGAGUGGAAUUUUUCUGAAGCUCCGAUAAUUAGCUGCAAGGCUGUAUUUGAUGAAGAAUAAAAACUCUGUUGAAUUUA
This is a messenger RNA of Poecilia reticulata (guppy), 6041 nucleotides long. Its product is annotated as gamma-aminobutyric acid receptor subunit alpha-5-like. The record is from RefSeq and is a predicted model, not a curated record. Gene Ontology annotation, cellular component: membrane. Lineage: Eukaryota; Metazoa; Chordata; Actinopteri; Cyprinodontiformes; Poeciliidae. Gene Ontology annotation, molecular function: GABA-A receptor activity; extracellular ligand-gated monoatomic ion channel activity. Gene Ontology annotation, biological process: monoatomic ion transmembrane transport.